AUGCGCUCCGUUACGGUCGCAUUUAGAACCGUUGCUGGCUCAUUUCCUCUACCCACUAAUCCUAAUUUUUGUGUGUUCCCGUCUCCCUCUCCCCCCUGCUCCAUCCCUCUCCUCACCUCCCUGCUCUCGUCUACCCUCUCCUACCCUCUCCUGCCCUAUGCUCCCUCUUCUCCCUCUUCUCCCUCUUCUCCCGCUCCUGCCGCGCGCUCCUCGCGUCCCCGCGCGCAGCUCGUGGGCAAGGACCCGGACCGCGCCGUGCAGCUCUUCUCACAAGCCAUCGCGUCGGGCGACCGCGUGGACAGCGCGCUAAAGGACCUCGCGAUCGUGCUCAAGCAGCAGAACAAGGCGGACGCCGCCAUUGCCGCCGUCCAGCAGCUCCGCCACAAGUGCUCCGACGCGGCGCAGGAGAGCCUCGAUAACAUCCUGCUGGAUCUCUACAAGCGGUGCGGGCGCGUGGAGGAUCAGAUCGCGCUGCUGAAGCACAAGCUGGAUCGCAUCCGCCUCGGCGUCGCGUUCAACGGUCGGAAAACGAAGACGGCGCGGUCGCAAGGGAGGAAGUUCCAGGUGUCGCUGGAGCAGGAGGCGACGCGGCUGCUGGGGAACCUGGGGUGGGCGUACAUGCAGUGUACCAACUACCAGGCGGCGGAAUUCGUGUAUAGGAAGGCGCUGCGCAUCGAGCGCGACAACAACAAGGUGUGCAACCUCGCGCUGUGCCUGCUGAAGCAGCGCAAGGUGCGCGAAGCCCGCCGCCUGCUGCUCUCCGUCACCGGACCCAGCGGCGCCAACGCGCACUCCCCCAGCAGCACCACCAGCAGCACCAGCAACCAAGAAGAUAUCGCUGCUGCUGCUGAGUCGGCCGAUGGUGCUGCUGAUGCUGCUCAUGCUGCAGCUGCUGUUUCGGAAGCUUGUGUGGAGGAAUCAGCGGCGUUUGACGACAAGGCAGAGGAGCACACAGAGGACGGUGCCGGUGUGGCUGAUGCGAGCAGAGGCGGUGGUAGCGGAAAGAGCAACACCAGCAGCCCCAGCCCCAGCAGCAGCGCUUCUGAUUCCCAUGUAAAGGCUCUGGAUCGCGCGCGCGAGAUGCUGCGACUGCUGGAAGACGACGCUGCGACAGGGCAGGCGGACGAGGAGGAGGAGGAGUCGCAUGAGUCGCGGGAGGAGCGCGGCGGAGACGAGCAAGCUUCAGCUGCAGGGAACGCACGGAGCGCAAGGAGCGGAGAGGAGAGUGGCGCAGACGACGGUGGUGAGAGGCGGGGAGACGACGGGGGUGCGGCGGGAGAGGAGGAGGGGCGCACGGCGACGCUGCAGGAGCUGCUGGGAACGGACAGCGCGUGGGACUCGCUGCUGCCCCUCGGACAGCCUCUUCAGCCCCCGGCCUCUGCUUCUCUCGCCUCUCCUGCUGCUGCCCUCUCCCCGGCUUCUUCCCCUCCUCCUGCUGCUGCUGCUGCUGCUGCUGGCGGCGACGAGAACGCGGGUCAGUUCUACCUGCCAUACAUGUCGCUCAUGCCUGGCUUGUACAAUCCGUCUCAGUUUGGUGAGAACAACGGUAUGGCCGCAUCCUCUGCUGCUACGGCGGCUGCUGCCGCUGCUGCUUCAUCUCAUGCGUCGCUUGCCUAUGUGCGGCAGCAGCAGCAACAGCAGCAGCAGCAACGGCAGCAGCAACAGCAGCAGCAACUGCAGCAGCAGCAGCAGCAGCAGCAGCAGCGGCAGUCACAAGCGGCAGCGGCGUCACUGCAAGACGGGGCAGCGAGUGGUGGUAAAGGAGUGCUUGUGUCCGCCGCCACUUCUGCAACCGGUGCCGGCAGAACCAGAUGCCCUCCUCAGCUUGGCCUGGCAGGGCCUUACAGGACGAGAAUGGCAGGAAGUGGUGUCGGUGGCGGCAGUAGUCUCGGUGGUGUUGGACGCACAUCCUCUUCGCCACCCUGCCCUGGUGCGUCGUUUGCUGCUGGCUUGACCUCUCCUCCUUCCACUCACAUGCCUUGGCACCUCCAGCAGCAGCAGCAGCAGUGGCAGCAGGAGGUGACGAUGCAGCAUGGUGGCAACGGCGGUGCAUGGAUGAAUGGAUACGAUGCAUACGACUCCGAUCUCAUCCCCAUGGGAUCAGCGGAGGACAUGUAUGGUGUUGCAUGUGGUGAGGACAUGUUCAUGUCUGCACCAUCCGAGUUCAGCCACCCAUGCCACCCGCAUGUUGUGCAAACAACAGCGCCUGCUGCCCGGACUGUUACUUUCGACCUGCCCGAGAGUUUGGACCUGGAAGAAGGGGAGGAGGAGAGGGAGGAGGCAGGGUCGGAGAGGCUGCUGGUGGCGGCGGCUGCAGCUGCGGAAUGGAGGCAGACGAGGCUGGCAGGAAUGGCUAGGUGCUCAGAGAUGGCUCUGGGGCUGUAUGAAGAUGAAGACUAUCAGCAGCAGCAGCGCCAGCAGUGCCAGCAGCUGUGGUCGCGGCCGGGAUUGGAUCUGUGGGCGCGGGGAGUGGGGUGA
Closterium sp. Naga37s-1 is the source of this 2478-nucleotide messenger RNA. Lineage: Eukaryota; Viridiplantae; Streptophyta; Zygnematophyceae; Desmidiales; Closteriaceae. The record is from the annotation of a GenBank genome assembly.